This is a messenger RNA of Larimichthys crocea (large yellow croaker), 2195 nucleotides long. Its product is annotated as meprin A subunit beta. Gene Ontology annotation, cellular component: membrane. Gene Ontology annotation, biological process: proteolysis. The record is from RefSeq and is a predicted model, not a curated record. Lineage: Eukaryota; Metazoa; Chordata; Actinopteri; Sciaenidae. The transcript is spliced from 15 exons. The coding region runs from base 195 to 2057 and encodes 620 amino acids. Gene Ontology annotation, molecular function: metalloendopeptidase activity; zinc ion binding; protein binding.
UUUCCAAGAAGUAUGUUUUUAGACAUGCUCUUUUUCCGGGAAGAAAGAUAAGAGAAGAUCUAUUGGAAUUUCUAUCUAUUGGAAGAGAUAAUAGUACAAAUACCAAUAAGAUUAGUGAGAUUAUUUAUUUGCAAAGAAUUUAGACGUGUUGAUGUUAUUAUUAUAUGUAUUUCUAGUAUUUUUCAUUUACAAUCAUGCAUAACUGUAUUGUCGUUGUGCUGUGCAUACUUCACCAUGUCAUGUCUCUCGAGCCAGUGUUCAUAGAGAUUGAAAGUGAUGAGGACUUGGACUUAGCUGUAAUAAACAAAGGCCUGGAUCUAUUUGAUGGCGACAUUAUGCAGGAAAUCCAGACAAAAACAAGGGUCCCCAGGAAUGCCAUUUUGAAUAGAAAACACUUGUGGGACAACCCUGUUCAUUAUGUAUUAGACGACUUGCUUACAAUGAAUGCAAAAGGAGUCAUCUUGCAAGCCUUUGAACAAUUCCGCUUGAAGUCAUGUAUUGACUUUAAGCCCAGAAUGGCCGAGGAAUACUACCUUUCAAUCACAGACUUAAAGGGGUGUUUCUCUUCUGUUUCAAGGUUGUAUAAAGAUGGCCAAAUUGUUUCCAUUGGUGAGAGAUGUGAUCGUCUUGGUAUAGUAGAGCAUGAGAUUCUCCAUGCUUUGGGCUUAUAUCAUGAACAAUCAAGAUAUGACAGAGAUGACUACAUAACUAUCAUGUGGGAAAACAUUAACUACGAGUACAAGGGAAAUUUCAAGAAAUUAUCACCCAGUUUAACUACAACAUUUAAUGCUCCAUAUGACUACAUGUCAGUGAUGCACUACGGCAAAAACCAUUUUUCUUCAAACUCUAAAAACACAAUUGUCACUAAGCUUCCAGAGUAUCAGGACAGAAUUGGCCAGCGAAUGGAAAUGAGCCCAACCGAUGUGUAUAAGUUGAAUCGUCUUUAUAACUGCAACACUUCGAUUUCCUUUAUGGAGCAUUGCAACUUCUCUAAUGCUGACAUCUGUGGGAUGAGCUACUGUAAAAAAGGCUUGGCUAAAGGUUGGACGAGAAUGAGCUUUGCUCCUGGAAAACCUUUUACUGACCACACCAACCUGCACAAGAUGGAUGGAAAAAGUUACUUCAUGCAUGCCAGCACAGCAUCAGGUCAGGAAGGAGACUCAUUCUGGCUGGAGACCAAGAGGAUGAAUCCUACUAGGAAGUGUCAUGUCCAGUGUCUCCAGUUCUACUAUUACCACAGCGGAAGCCCAUCAGACCAGCUCAACAUCUGGAUCAGAGAGUUUCAGGAUGAGAGGAACUCUAUCGGAAAUCUCCACCUCAUGGGUCAGAUCACUGGUGAACCAACCUAUCAGUGGCAGUUUCACAAGGUUCCUCUGAAUGCUUCUAAGUCUUUCCAAGUUGUGUUCGAGGUGCGCAAAGGAAACAAGGAGUCUUCAGGAGGCUUUUCGAUUGAUGACAUCAACCUAUCUGAGUCUGAGUGUCCACAUUAUGUCUGGCAAAUUAACAACUUUGAAAGGAUUUUGACAAGCUCUAACAAAGGUUAUCUAUACAGCCCCCGGGGAUAUUCUGCAGGAGGUUAUUCUUACCAGAUAGUAAUAGCUCUGCGCAAAACUUAUUUUGGAGUUUAUUUUCGCUUAGUGUCCGAUGACUCUGAUUCAACACUCGAAUGGCCUUGCCCAUGGAGGCAGGUCACUGUCAUCAUGCUUGACAAGAACCCACACAUUCAAAAACAGAUGUCCAAACAGAUCAGUUUAUCCACUGAUCCAUCAUUCUUUGCAUUUGAAAACCCACGUAUAUUAGGAAAACAUAUUGAAAGCAAUGGAGAGUCUUUAUAUGUGAAUCCAUCCUUUGGGAUGAAAACAUUUCUCUCCCUGGAGCAAAUUAGGAGCCGAGACUACCUGAAGGGAGGCACUGCUGUCUUCUUCUUUUCAAUGAGAGAUAUUUCCAGUCUGCAGGAGAGCAACACUUUACCUUGUCCAAAACAUCCACCGAGUAAUUUUACCACCACCUACCCAAACAACUAUGAAAAAGGCCCAUGUGACACAGAGUUGGAUUGAAACAUGUUAAAUCAUUGUUCCUGGGAGUGCUUACCUCAAAAUGGGUUCUGAAAGAGGUCUGUCGUGGCCGGGUGCAACGGUGAAAUCCCUCCUGAAGCUUCCCCACACUGCAGCAUUGACCAAAGAAGUACAAUCAUG